AGGGGUCCUACCCCAAACCCUCCAGCUCCGUCAGCCCCGGUGGGGUGAUCCCCACUGGGGGAAACGUCACCAUCCGGUGUUGGCAUCAGCUCCUGGACAUGAGGAGCCUCCUCUACAAGGCUGGAGAUGGGAACUAUCUGACUUACACAGACCCUGCUGGCUCUGAGGCUGAAUUUCCCAUCACCAGCGCCAGACGGGAACAUGGGGGCAGCUACACCUGUCGUUAUAGCAACAGAACAGGAGAAGUUGCCUACGCGGAGCCCAGCGACCCUGUGCAGAUCAUUGUAGCAGAGCUCCCUGUGCCUGGACCCUCCAUCUCCGUCAGCCCCAGCAGGGUGAUCGCCCCGGGGGGAGCCGUCACCAUCCGCUGUCAGUGUCGGUGCGAGGCCAGGAGGCUAUUGCUGUAUAAAGGUGGAAUCCGAAUCCGGGAGCUGGAUGCUGCUGGGGACGGGGGUGAAUUCACCAUCCCCAGCGCCAGACGGGAAGACUCAGUGAGCUACAGCUGCCAAUCUCACUCUGGAUCAGAUCCACCCAACUGGUCGGAUCCCAGUGAUUACGUGCGGAUUGUUGUAGCAGAGCUCAGCUACCCCAAACCCUCCAUCUCCCUGCGCCCCAGCGAGGGGGUCACCCUGGGGGGAGCCGUGACCAUCCGGUGUCGGGGUCGGCACCAGAACGUGAGGUUCCUUCUGUACAAAGAUGGAAACCCGAAUCUGCUGCAGGACGUGGAGCCGGCUGGGGACAUGGCUGAGUUUCCCAUUCGCAACGUGAGCCGGAGACGUGGAGGGAACUACCGCUGCUCUUAUCGCUCCAAAUCAGACCGGCCUGUCCAGUCUGAGCCCAGCGACCCCGUGGAGCUGGUGGUAGCAGGUGAGGAGCCCGGCUCAGCAUCCCCGCUCCCAGCCCCGCACCCAGGCAGCCUCUCCGAUGCUCGUUUUAAUCCCACAGCGGGAACCGACCCAGCUGGGUCCCCGCAGCUGUAUCAGCCCCCGACGGAGCUGGGGGGAGAAGCAGCCCCCUCGGGGCACCUGGAUUUCACCCACGCCAACAUCACCCACCUGGCGGUGGGCGCCGUGGUCCUGCUCAUCCUGGGGCUUAUCCUGGCUGAGGCCUAUUACAGCCGCCCGAGGGAGGUGCCCUAG
This is a messenger RNA of Terrapene triunguis (Three-toed box turtle), 1139 nucleotides long. Its product is annotated as leukocyte immunoglobulin-like receptor subfamily A member 6. The record is from RefSeq and is a predicted model, not a curated record. NCBI's taxonomy places the organism in Eukaryota, Metazoa, Chordata, Testudines, Emydidae. The transcript is spliced from 5 exons. The annotation marks the transcript as partial.